Molecule: messenger RNA, 792 nt
Organism: Cheilinus undulatus (humphead wrasse)
Lineage: Eukaryota; Metazoa; Chordata; Actinopteri; Labriformes; Labridae
Gene: apodb
Product: apolipoprotein Db
Exons: 5
Coding region: 135-686 (183 amino acids)
Biological process (GO): tissue regeneration; brain development; lipid transport
Molecular function (GO): lipid binding
Source: RefSeq, a predicted model, not a curated record
GAGGACUACAGCAGAGACAGGAGGACUAGAACAGGGACAGGAGGACUACAGCAGAGACAGGAGGACUAGAACAGGGACAGGAGGACUACAGCUGCUGCUCAGAACUCACCUGACACCUUUAUACCUCAGGAAUCAUGUCAGCUGUCCACGCUCUCUUCCUGCUGCUGCCUCUGGUCUCAGCCCAGACCUACCACUGGGGCCCCUGUCCGAACCCUAAAGUCCAGCCUGGCUUCAAGGUUAACCUGUAUCUGGGUCGCUGGUAUGAGAUCGAGAAACUUCCUGCGUCUUUUGAAAGAGGAAAGUGCAUCGAGGCGAACUACGACUUCAGGCAGGAUGGCACCAUCCAGGUGCGAAACUCUCAGUUCUACAAAGAAAAGACGAGGGUAGCAGAAGGGACCGCUGUGAUUCCAGAUCCAAGAGAACCUGCACGACUUGGAGUCAGCUUCUCCUACUUCACUCCCUACAGCCCCUACUAUAUUCUAACCACCGACUACACCACCAUGUCCGUGGUCUAUUCCUGCACUGACGUCCUCAGACUCUUCCACGUGGACUACGCCUGGAUCCUGGGACGCUCUCGCUUCAUCCCUUACGCAACGGUGCAGUACGCCAAAGAACUGCUGAUGAAUGAAGGGAUCGAUAUUUUCAGGAUGAGACCAACGGUUCAGACCGGCUGUGAGGACGACUAAGAACAAACCAGUCCAAACCAGUCUGAGCCCUCAGGCUUUGGUACUGGUCCAUGAAGACUGUACAGAUUAUCACCAUAAUAAAUGGACUGGAGGCUCAUUUUAGUGA